Cadophora gregata is the source of this 876-nucleotide messenger RNA. RefSeq lists its product as uncharacterized. The transcript has 4 exons. NCBI's taxonomy places the organism in Eukaryota, Fungi, Ascomycota, Leotiomycetes, Helotiales, Ploettnerulaceae. The coding region runs from base 1 to 876 and encodes 291 amino acids. The record is from RefSeq and is a predicted model, not a curated record.
AUGUCUACCAAGCCUCAGAAGCGACGAGCUAUCGAUGACAUACCGUGUGAGCCACGGGUCAAGAGAGAGAUGGAGAUCCUAGGAAUGGGCAUGUCGCGGACUGGAACUGCGUCAACUGCAGCUGCAUUCAACAUCCUAGGAUACCGCAGCUACCACGCUCACCAGAUCUUCCAACCUGACGAGCCGGGUCGAUGGGCAGAUGGUGAAUGGCAUGUGCCGGCCUGGAGAGAGGCAUUUCUGGCGAAAAUGUACGGCAAUGGAAAGCCCUAUGGAAAGCCAGAGUUUGAUAAACUUCUGAGGAACUACAGUGCAGUCACAGAUGUACCUUGUAUCUGCUUUGCCGACGAGCUUAUCGAAGCCUACCCCAAAGCAAAGGUCGUCUUGACUACACGAGAUACAGCCAAAUGGAUCAUAUCAUUUGAGAGCCUUAUUCUCAAGUUGGCCGAAAGUGAAGAGUAUGGCUGGGUCAGGGCAGUAGGUUGUAUUGACCAUGAAUUUCUUGGACCUUACCUUGACUGGGUCAAUAUGUUCCUACGAUAUUGGACCAAGGGUGAUUGGCAGAACCGCGAGAAGCUGAUCCAGGCAAUGCUUGAUCACAACGAGCAUAUCCGCGAAAUCGUACCGAAAGACAAUUUGCUAGAAUGGAACCUUGCAGAUGGUUGGGAGCCGCUUUGCAAGUUUUUGGACAAGCCUAUACCAGAUGUACCUGUCCCUUAUAUCAACAUCGGUGCUUCUGACGCACCAAGGCAUAAGAAACUUGCUCUUCAGCGACUUGCAAUUAUCCUUGGUAGAAUGUUGAUGAAGCCUGCUCUGGCUUUUAUGAUUGUGGCAGUUGGAUAUAUCUUUUUGAAAUCCACACUCUAUUCAGCUGCCUAG